ACUUAUUACGAACAAAUAUUAAUAGUUACCUAUAUAUAUUUGGUUAAAUUUGAGUAUGUUUGACUCCUCAGUGUGUGAGAACGACACUUUAAAAAAAGACGAAGGAAGUAGCUCGUGGGGAAUAAAGUGACGACACAUUAACAUAUUCUAUUCCAUCAAUCAAAUAAAAAACUAAAAAGUGGGAAGAUGAUAGAUUAACUCAUUUCUCAAACCAAACACCCUAUAAAAGAUUAUGAAAAUUGAAAACCGGUACAAGACGAUAUGCUAGUUACAGAAAAAACAGCUAAAUAUUUCCAAAAUUUAUUAGGCAUGCAAGGGCCCUCUAGCCUAGAAUAUAAUAAGCACCAGGGAGCGGAUUAAAGCGGAGGCAAGCAAACCGUUCUGAUGGCACAGGCACACCCUGUUCUACUCCUCCUGCUCUUCCUCUCCUCCACUGCCGUUUCUUCCUCCAAGAGAAUUCAGCCGAAGUUCUCGGCUAUCUUCUACUUCGGCGACUCGGUUCUUGACACCGGCAACAACAAUCAUCUCCCCACGGUGGCUGUAGCGAACCAUGUUCCUUACGGAAGAGAUUUCCCAGGGAAGAAACCGACGGGGAGGUUUUCCAAUGGCCGGCUUAUCCCAGACCUGCUCAACGAGAAGCUGCAACUCAAAGAGUUCUCGCCGCCAUUUCUGGACACAAGGCUGUCGAGCAACGACAUGGUGACAGGGGUGAACUUUGCAUCAGCUGGUUCAGGAUUAGAUGACCAGACGUCGCAGCUGUCCAAUACUCUACCAAUGUCCAAACAGGUGGGCCUCUUCAAGGACUACCUCCUCAGGCUCAGGGACAUUGUUGGGGAUAAGGAGGCUUCCAGGAUCAUUGCCAGCUCUCUGAUCUUUAUCAGCUCAGGAACCAACGAUUUCUCACAUUACUACCGUUCGUCGAAGAAGAGGAAGAUGGACAUCGGUGACUACCAAGAUAUUGUUCUCCAGAUGGUACAAGUUCAUGUCAAGGAAUUAUAUGACCUUGGGGGGCGACAAUUCUGUUUGGCAGGCCUUCCACCGUUUGGUUGCACACCUAUCCAAAUCACAUUGAGCAGAGACCCUGACAGGGCAUGUGUGGAUGAGCAAAACUGGGAUGCUCAGGUCUAUAACUCUAAAUUUCAGAAGUUACUUACAACGUUGCAAGGCUCACUCCAUGGAAGCAGAAUUGUGUACUUGGAUGCAUACAGAGCUCUCAUGGAGAUCCUGGAGUACCCGGCAAAACACGGAUUUACAGAGACAACACGAGGAUGUUGCGGGACUGGGCUCAGAGAGGUUGCUCUGUUUUGCAAUGCAUUGACUCCUAUCUGCAAAAAUGUGUCAUCCUAUGUAUUUUACGAUGCUGUGCACCCAACAGAGAGGGUUUACAUGUUAGUAAAUGAUUACAUAGUCAAAUACGUUAUUCCACAGUUUUAAUUAAUCAAAUACCUAAAUAAGGUUUUCUCCUUGUAUUGAUGCACACAACUAAUUAUUUUGCCUUCAUACUUUUCAAGUCCAGUAUAAAAGAGCUUCUCGUAUGCAUGAUGUAUUGAUGUGUUAUUGGAUUACUGAACAAUGGAUUUAUGAGCACUAGGUAAAUAACUCAGUCUCCCCCCAGGA
Messenger RNA from Sorghum bicolor (sorghum), 1617 nucleotides. Its product is annotated as GDSL esterase/lipase At1g58430. The transcript is spliced from 3 exons. The coding region runs from base 385 to 1434 and encodes 349 amino acids. Gene Ontology annotation, biological process: lipid metabolic process. The record is from RefSeq and is a predicted model, not a curated record. Gene Ontology annotation, molecular function: lipase activity. Lineage: Eukaryota; Viridiplantae; Streptophyta; Magnoliopsida; Poales; Poaceae.